AUGUCUAUGCCCGACUGCAAGAUUGUUUAUAAGAAAUUCUGUCAUACCAAAUUGCAAUUGCCAUAUAUUUCUGGAUUCCUGGCUUUUCGUGAGGUCCAGCCACUGUUAGUUCUACUUGAGCAGCUGAAGCAUGAUGAACCUGAAUUAUAUCCUCAAAUCAUUCUUGUUGAUGGUAAUGGUCUAUUACAUCCACGGAGAUUUGGAAUUGCCUGCCAUUUGGGAGUUCUAGCAAAUACUCCAACCAUUGGUGUCGCAAAGAACUUCUUAGUGAUUCCUUCUGAGAUCGAUGAUAUGUCCACUUACAAACGAGUUUUUGACAAUAAAUUACUCGAACGAGGAGAUGAAUAUAUUCUCAAGGGAGCUAGUAAUAGUCUGAUUUACGGCUCUGCAGUGCGUACAUCAGAUACGGCCAAAAACCCAGUAUUUGUAAGUCAGGGUCAUCGUGUUUCGUUGAAAACUGCUAUUAAAAUUGUAUUGGCUACCUGUAUCAAGUAUCGUCUACCGGAACCCAUUCGAGCAGCAGAUCAAGAAAGUAGAGAAUAUAUACGAAGAAAUCCAUGUUUUGCUAAAACCUAA
Molecule: messenger RNA, 576 nt
Organism: Mycotypha africana
Lineage: Eukaryota; Fungi; Mucoromycota; Mucoromycetes; Mucorales; Mycotyphaceae
Product: endonuclease V
Exons: 3
Coding region: 1-576 (191 amino acids)
Biological process (GO): DNA repair
Cellular component (GO): nucleolus; cytoplasm
Molecular function (GO): RNA endonuclease activity producing 5'-phosphomonoesters, hydrolytic mechanism; single-stranded RNA binding
Source: RefSeq, a predicted model, not a curated record